CGGCUGGUACAGUUGUCGAGCUUCGUCAUAGUAGCAAACGCCAGUUCCUCCAGAUUCGCGGUCGCUACCAGAUGUAUUUUCAUGCAGAACGUAACGACAGUGGUCUUGACAUCUUGGUCUAAGAAUGUGUUCAGAUUGCAAUGUACUGUCACCUACGGUGCAAGUGUGUGAAGUUCGUUUGUAAGCUUGAGAAGAAGACAUAUCUGUUUCCUGGUCGGUAUAAUCAGAUGUAAUGAGAUUUCUGUAUUGUAUGAGUGAAGAAACGUUUUAUAAAAGGAACAGACUUUAUCUUUACAUAACUUCAUAAACAUACCGUCAAUUUUAAUUGACUUCAUAUUCAUAUCUUCAUAUUUUAUGGGCGUCAUAGUCCAGUGAAAAAAUUCACGUGCUUCGCAUCACAAUGAAAUUAUUUGUGUUCAUCGUAUUAGGGGCCUUGCAGGUGGAGGUAUCCCAAAGCCACAACGUAAUUCAAAAGUGCUGUUUGAAGCAGGAAGAACUCCACGCCAACGGCCGAGACUGCGUCUUGAGAUCUGCUGAUCGUUCGCCAAUAGGGAACAUCGAGACGGCAUCAGCGAACGAACUGGAUAUCGUGAGUGCACUACCAGAACCUUUCAAUUUGACAAACUUAAGAAUAAAGUACGAGGAAGUUUCACAAUGCCAAUUUAAUAAUUUUCUUUUAUUAAAUUUGAACGAAACCUCUCGGUUUACACUAUCCGGCCUGACACUUCACGUGAACUUCACGGAUAUUUCUGGAGGUACAUUUGAAAAAGUAUUUGCCGAAACGCAGUAUUGCUUGGAUACGAUUCAGAAUAAAAAUGAUACACGCCUCGUAAGGGUAUGCACGUCAACCUUGAGCCAUGCUAAAAAGUGCUGCCCUGAAGGCACAAAAUUGCGAAGGAACCGUUUUAAUGUUCUUGAAUGUAUAAAAGAUCGACGUCCUUGGUCUCUACAAGACUCACCGUUGCUAAACUAUACAACAGGAAAAACAACAAAGGACGUUCUUGCUAACGUAAUCUCUCUCUGCGCACCAGAAAACUUCAACACAACUUCGCCCGAUUACUUGAAGAUAAAUAGUUCAUUACAUCCAAAUCUUUUCCUGAAUUCGAACGCCUCUACCUUCCUAAUGUUUAAGUUCGUCUGCGUGGAUCACUUGAGUGAAUACGGGAAACAUUCCGAUUCCGAGGAAACGGUGGGCGUGUGCUAUCGCUCGGACGCCUACCUGAAACCGUUCUUCGCCGUGCAUCACCUGUGCCCCGUGGCCGCGCUCUUGCUGUCGCUGUCCAUUGCGUGCAUCCUGAUCCGCGCGGAGCUUCGCAAGUCCCUCCACGGCCAGGCCCUGGCCUGCCACGCGACGGCGCUGCUCAUGGCCAGCGUCCUGCGCGCCGUUUGGUGGUACUCCAACUGGUACAUGCCAGACUACGUGGCUCAGUGCAACACUUUAGCUUACAUUCUGAGCUACUUCAUGGUGGCAUCUUCCAUAUGGCUCAAUAUAAUAUGUAUAAACACAGUUAUAGAAAUAAGACAUGCGGAAUCUGGAGGGAAAAUGCCGCAAUUGCGCAAUAUUUUAUGGUAUUCUGCGUACGGAUUCCCGCUCUUCACACCUUAUUGGUAGUUCUUCAACCCUGGCAAGAGAGUGAAAGCUCAAAACUCAAAGCUCACGUAUUCCAUACAAGAACAUGCUUCUUUAAAGAUGAUGUAUCAAGCCAUCUCAAAUUGGAAAAAUUCUUGUAUUAUUACGGACCGAUGACCGCCAUCUUGCUGGUGAAUAUUGUGCUGUUGAUUUAUUCUAUGACGAAGUGCCAGGAGUUGCAAAGCAGUGUCACCGCAAUGCGAGGAGGGGAGAGAAAAGUUCGUCCUCUAUCCUCCAAAACUGUGCCAGAGCAGGCGCUGAUGUACGCGCGGCUGCUCAUCAGCGCGGGCGUGGGCGAGACGAGCGCCGAGAUCAUGGCGUGGGCGCUCAACGACCCGGUGCGGCACGGCCCCGGCGGCUCGCGCCUCGCCGAGCGCCACCUGCUGCAGCUGGAGGUGAGCGAGAAGGAGUUCACCUUCUGGAUCCUCGCCACGGCCUUCGACUUCCUGCGCGCGCUCUCCGUCUUCAUCCUGUGCUGCCUGAGCCGCCGCACCGUGCGCGCCGGUCCACACGCCUUCAAGGCUUACGCGCGGCUCGACGCCCGCCUCCGGCGCCUGCCCUGGCCCUCGGCCGCCCGCACGCCGCGGCCGCGCGCGGGACAGCGUGCUCGCCAUGGAGCCCUGACGACGCGCUGACGGGUCGGGUCGGGUCGGGACUAGAACUGGACGGUACGGCAGCGGUACGGCUCGAUACGGCCACGGG
Molecule: messenger RNA, 2332 nt
Organism: Gryllus bimaculatus (two-spotted cricket)
Lineage: Eukaryota; Metazoa; Arthropoda; Insecta; Orthoptera; Gryllidae
Source: the annotation of a GenBank genome assembly